AUGGUGAACCGACGCAGUGGACUAGGAUACGAAGACGGAGAGUCCUCUAACGCAAACCCCGACUUAGCCCAAAUCAUGCAAGCGUUCAUAACAGCUUUGAAUGCCAACAGCCCAAACCAAAACCAUGACGAUGGACCUAUGACUCGAACCCAGGCAAUGAACGAGUUCUGCAAACGACGACCUCUGACCUUUCACGGAGAUACCAACCUCAUCGUGGCCGAGACAUGGCUAAACGAGGUCAAAAUGAUCCUUAGAACCUUAGGGAUCACCCAAGAUGGAGAUCGUGUGGCCUUGACCACAUACCAGCUGAAGGGAGAAGCUCGUUACUGGUGGGAUCUAAUGGAGGUAACCCAUGCCAUAGCCACCAUGACCUUUGCCAAGUUCGAGACCCUGUUUCUCGACAAGUACUUCCCCACACCCCUUCGUCUGGCCAAGGAACAAGAGUUCCUAAAUCUAAAACAGGGAAUGAUGAUUGUUACCUAA
Messenger RNA from Rhododendron vialii, 483 nucleotides. RefSeq lists its product as uncharacterized. The record is from RefSeq and is a predicted model, not a curated record. Bases 1 to 483 code for a protein of 160 amino acids. The transcript has a single exon. Lineage: Eukaryota; Viridiplantae; Streptophyta; Magnoliopsida; Ericales; Ericaceae.